AUGCAGUCACGCAACAAGGUCUUUCCGCCCACUAUAGUGGUCACAGCACCAUCAUCUUUCGAGGGUAUGCUCUCAACCUCUUCACACAUCGCAAACGUGUCACAUACCUCUGCGUCUUCGAAGGUCCAUGCCUACAUGACUGAAGACGACAAAGAUGAAGACCGCGAGAAUCCAGUUUACAUCAAGUCGCUCGGCCCAAAGUUCCGCGGAGUCGAAAAUUUGGUCACUCAUCCAAAAGCAGAUGACAGUGACUUUGGCUUGCUGAACGACAUGGUCUCGUCCUCUCUGAACUCCGAUUUCGACUAUGAGGGUGAGUACGAAGACUACAAGUAUACCCACGGGAUUCUCGAAGAAAUGGGCGUUGAAUGCGAAGAGCUGUCUAUCAUGGCAUACACCCUCGCUUACUUCAGUGCCGAGACACCCGAUGGUGGCCAAAUGAUCAUGGCAUUGUUCCAUGAUGCGUAUACGAAACACCAGACGGGCCAUCCAGCUUUCCAUGGUGACAAAGUCAGCGACGAGGUCCAACAGCACUUCUUAGACCUAGCAUGCGAUGUGUCCAAACACAAGCCACACUUGCAUCUUCUCGCAAGGAAAUUCGAACCUGUUGUGGAUGAGGAAGAGCCUCGCCUGAACAUGGGUUGUUUUGAGUAUCCUCGGCAGUUCCCAGCGGUGUGGAACGAAGACUUUGACGAGAUUCCGUUGCCUCUCGGAGAAGAACGUGUCGUUGUCGGACUAGUUCGUUCCGGUAAUCAGCGCAAAAUCAUCUACGAGACGAUGAAAGUGCGCAAAGACCUACCAGAGGACCCGAUGGUAUAUUCCUCCUGCCAAAAGGGUAUCGAAGCAGCUCGCGCGCUCGCCGAGUACCAGGAAGACGAUGAGCAGAUCCAACGGGCUACGCCAAUCCCUAACUGUGACCGGCCGUGUUUUGAGGGAGGGGUACCACUAGACGACGUACCAAAAGCAGAGUGGGAAUAUCUUCACAAUCUUCCAGGCGAAAACGACGGAUUCGUCCAAGGCGUCCUGAAUAGACUGGAGAAGCUACGCGCCCACCCGGAACACUACGAUCAUCUAGUCGCAAACGAUUCCCAUGAGUAUGCGGCCGGCAGUAUCCUUGGAGAUCGGAAGGGUCUCGAAGAAGACAUGAUUGUUGGACUCUGGAAUGACUUAAACCAUGAACACAAGUUUGACAGCGAGGCACUGCGCGAACAGGGGCUGCUCAAUCCCGAGGAUGACUUUGGCGACAAUCCAGAGUACCUGAAGGCGAAGAAAUUGUGGUGGGAGCAGAAGAUGGGCAUCCGCGGCAUUGAAGCCAUUGUCCGAUACCACAUGAGGCACGUUCGCUCACGGCGACGUCCUAAUAGAGCCGCAUACUUUUUGACCGAGGAAGACGAUGCCACUCUAAACUAUAGAUCGCCAGAGUACCCAGCAUCGCGUGCUGAACUCAAGGAGGUUCCUAAAGAGCAUCAAUUCUACGACGACCUCCAUGACAGCCCAGUGGAUUGGACGGCAAAGUCUGAACGCUGGAUUCGGCUGUGGCGUCUUCCAGUUAGCGACAUCAUCGCUCACGACGACUUCGACGAGGAAUGUCGCGAGCCGUACGACGCGCUCGUGGAGUAUCAAGACAGCCGCGAACCAGGCUGUGAAGCACACGAAGAGCCAGGAGAAUUUGCGCGCCCACUACUUGCGGGGCGCCGUGUUCCUACUUUGGCUGCGCUGGAGCGGAAACGUCGCGAUUCGGUUGUUGAGCUGAAAAGCAAGACUUCUCCUGCUGGCGGGAAUCCACGAGUUCAGCGUACGCCCGGCAGCAUUCCAGCGACUCAAACAAUGGCCAAAGACAACGCUUCUGUAUCGAACGCCCCAGCUCGUGUGUCAAGGGGUCUCAUGGAGCAUAUCCGUGGAACUCGCGACGAGGAGGUAGAUGACGACGCUGACGCGGUAGCCAAUGCGCCUUCUCCCAGGUUCCUUGAGGCGUUCCUAAAGAAGAAGAACAAGGUCAUGACACCUUCUCCUAAAUUUCUCAAGGCAUUCUUGAAGAAAAAGGCCUUCAUGGGUGCUAUCAAGUCUAGCAUCCAAGUUCCGCCUGGCAUUCUCGCCGACUAUUCGGCAGUUGAGGAUGAACUUUGUGAUCAAGAAUCAGGCAUGCCCUGUAACUUGAUACAAAAUAAUGAACCCGGUCUUGUCCCCAUCCAGGGACGCGUCUGGGUACGCUCAUCGAACCCCGAGAUGAGCCGUGAUCAACGUCGCGAAAAGAAGGUCACUGUUCGCGAUGGUAUAACUCUGACCCGACCGAGGAACGAUGCGGAGAACCGGUUGAUGGAUUUACUGCAUCUGCCUGUCAGCAGGGCUGACUCCAUACAUCGCCCUCGAAAGAGAUAA
Molecule: messenger RNA, 2376 nt
Organism: Alternaria triticimaculans
Lineage: Eukaryota; Fungi; Ascomycota; Dothideomycetes; Pleosporales; Pleosporaceae
Exons: 1
Coding region: 1-2376 (791 amino acids)
Source: RefSeq, a predicted model, not a curated record